UCAAACCGAGAUCUCCAGAGUUAUAUAAAAGUGGUUUUGCCACUAGUGUAUCCCCAUUACCUCAGAAAGAAAACUGUAACCGACACAGUGACACAUCCCAAUCAAACCGAUGCAUCUACUGUAAAGGAGAACACCAUCUUUCUGCUUGCAAUCAGAUUCUCAAAAAACACCCACAAAGAGAAGUUGGAAUUCCUCAGAAGCAAAGGACUUUGCUUUGGAUGUUUAGAAAAGGGCCACAUGAGUAAAGGAUGCAAACAAAGACAUACCUGCAAAGAGUGCAAUCUCACACACCCCACUCUGUUGCAUUUCAGUAAUAUCGAGUCGAGCAAAGGAAAGGUAAAGACUGUUGCAAAUGCUUUAGUGGAUAUGGAUAAAGAUGAUUCACGGGAGGAGGAUAUUGGGGCCGGUGAGCCUGAAGGCACCCUGGCUAUCGUUCCUGUGAAGGUGAAAACAAAACAGGGUAAUACCAUCAUAACAACAUACGCCUUUCUGGACCCAGGUAGUACGGCUACCUUUUGCACAGAGUCCAUUCUACAGCAGCUUCAAGUGACUGGACGCAACACGAAGAUACUCUUACGAACAAUGAAUAAAGAGGAGUCAGUUAAAACAUCUGUUGCAUGUGACCUUGAAAUAUGUGGUAUAGAAAGUAACCAGUAUGUAGCACUUCCACCUGUUUAUUCACAAAACAAAAUACCAGUACGAAAGGCAAAUAUUCCCUCUCAGGAGGAUGUGGGACAGUGGGAAUACCUGAAAGAGGUCAAUAUACCACAAAUUGAUGCAGAGGUUGGCUUGCUAAUUGGGUGCAACGUGCCAAAAGCUCUAGAGCCAUGCAAAGUCAUAAACAGCCAAGGGAAUGGCCCGUACGCUGUUAAGACCAUUUUAGGUUGGACAAUAAAUGGACCUCUAGGAAGGUCAGAUACGACUCGUUGGAUUAAGCCAGUCGUUACAGCAAACAGAAUUUCUGUUGUGGAAAUCGAGGAAUUGUUGAAGCAGCAAGUGAAGCUGGACUUUCCAGAACAUCAACACAAGGAGCGUCUGGAAAUGUCAAGAGAGGAUCACAAGUUCAUGGAAAGUGUCUCUAAUUCUGUCAAGUUAGUAGACGGACACUACAGUAUUGGACUGCCAUUAAAGGAAAAAGGACUUGAUUUUCCCAAUAAUAGACGUGUUGCUGAACAAAAAGACAAGGCAAAUCAAAGCAAAAGGAGCUGGUAUAUUCCACACCACGGCGUGUACCAUCCAAAAAAGCGUAAACUGAGGGUGAUUUUUGAUUGCGGUGCAACUUACCAGGGCACAUCUCUGAAUGCACGUCUUCUCCAAGGCCCAGAUUUAACCAACAGUCUUAUUGGUGUCCUUACAAGAUUCCGGCAGAAGAACAUUGCAUUCAUGGCAGAUAUUGAAGCCAUGUUCCAUCAGGUCAAGGUGCCAGAGGAAGACUCAGAUCUUCUCACAUUCUUGUGGUGGCCCGAUGGAGAUCUCAGUAGUGAGCUAGAAGAGUACCAAAUGGUUGUACACAUCUUUGGAGCAACAUCCUCGCCUAGUUGUGCCAACUUUGCCCUACAACAGUGUGCAAGAGACAAUGUGGAUGACUUUAGCCCAGAGGCUGUAUCUUCGAUGCUAAGAAAUUUUUAUGUGGACGAUUGCCUAAAAUCAAUGGAAGACGAGAGGAAGGCAGUGAUAAUCGCUCACGAACUUAAAACCCUGUGCAUCAAAGCGGUAGCACUGUGCCGCCUCAGUGAUCAGAGUAUGCCUCAGUUAACCUGGACUGUGUUGUACACGCCCUGA
Gymnodraco acuticeps is the source of this 1782-nucleotide messenger RNA. RefSeq lists its product as uncharacterized. Lineage: Eukaryota; Metazoa; Chordata; Actinopteri; Perciformes; Bathydraconidae. The record is from RefSeq and is a predicted model, not a curated record. The transcript has 3 exons. Bases 238 to 1782 code for a protein of 514 amino acids.